AUGGACCCGGAUAAGGUUCGUGCCAUUAUUGAUUGGCCCACUCCCGAGACUUUGACUCAACUCAGGGGAUUUGUUGGUUUAUGCGUCUUCAACCGUCGGUUUGUUAAUGGAUUCUCACGACAUAUCGCACCACUUACUGAUUUGACAAAGAAGGGAGCAUUUGUUUGGACACAUCUAGCACAAGAGUGUUCAGAGAAGUUAAAACAGUUGAUGACUACAUGUCCAGUUUUAGCUUUGCCAGAUUUCACCAAACCUUUUGAGCUUCAUUGUGAUGCUUGUGCAGAGGGUAUUGGUGCAGUGAUUAUGCAGGAUCGUCAUCCUAUAGAUUUCAAGAGCAGGAAGCUAAGGGGUCUUGAGAGGAGCUACAACAUUUAUGACAAGUAA
Cryptomeria japonica (Japanese cedar) is the source of this 384-nucleotide messenger RNA. RefSeq lists its product as uncharacterized. Lineage: Eukaryota; Viridiplantae; Streptophyta; Pinopsida; Cupressales; Cupressaceae. The record is from RefSeq and is a predicted model, not a curated record. Bases 1 to 384 code for a protein of 127 amino acids. The transcript has a single exon.